Messenger RNA from Danio aesculapii, 4416 nucleotides. It is a transcript of the gene ulk3, whose product is annotated as unc-51 like kinase 3. NCBI's taxonomy places the organism in Eukaryota, Metazoa, Chordata, Actinopteri, Cypriniformes, Danionidae. The record is from RefSeq and is a predicted model, not a curated record. The coding region runs from base 256 to 1305 and encodes 349 amino acids. The transcript has 11 exons. Gene Ontology annotation, cellular component: autophagosome; cytoplasm. Gene Ontology annotation, biological process: peptidyl-serine phosphorylation; autophagosome organization; autophagy. Gene Ontology annotation, molecular function: ATP binding; protein serine/threonine kinase activity.
CGCAGAGUGACGUCCCCGGUGAGUGACGUCAGUGCGCGGAAGUAAACAGAGCGCUGCGCUUCAGAUGAAAACACGAAUAUAUUAUUAUUAAUUCGCCUGAAUUAAAACUUUUAUGAUUAUUACUUGUAAAGUGAUCAGUCAGAGGUUAAACCGUACGGGUGAAUGGUUCAUGUGAAGACAGGAGAAAGCGCCGCGCUCGUCAUUAUGCUGUCAUAAAUCAUCAUCGAUUAUUGAUUGAUUGAUUCAGGUUCAGGGAUGGCGGCUGCGGGUUUCGCUCCGCCGAAGCUCAAAGACUUCAUUCUCACCGAGAAGCUGGGAAGCGGAACAUACGCGACUGUUUAUAAAGCUUUCAGAAAGACUGACAGCAGGGAGGCGGUGGCCGUGAAGGUGGUCAGCAAGAAGAGUCUGAAUAAAAGCUCGAUGGAGAAUCUGCUGACGGAGAUCGAGAUCCUCAAGACGGUCCGACAUCCUCAUAUAGUGCAGCUCAAAGACUUCCAGUGGGACAGCGAGAACAUCUAUCUGAUUCUGGAGUGGUGUUCAGGAGGAGAUCUGUCACGCUUCAUCCGCAGCCGCAGGAUCCUCCCAGAGAGAGUCGCUCGCCGCUGCCUGCAGCAGAUCGCGUGUGCUCUUCAGUUUCUCCAUGAGAAGAACAUCUCUCAUCUGGACCUCAAACCUCAGAACAUUCUGCUGAGCGGAAACAUGCUGAAACUAGCAGACUUUGGUUUUGCGCAGUACAUGAGCCCGUGGGAUGAGCAGCAUGCGCUCAGAGGCUCUCCGCUCUACAUGGCUCCAGAGAUCGUGUGCAGAAAACACUACGACGCUCGAGUCGAUCUGUGGUCCGUCGGUGUCAUUCUAUAUGAAGCGUUAUUUGGACGGGCUCCGUUUGCGUCCCGCUCCUUCACUGAACUGGAGGAGAAGAUCCGCAGUGAGAAACCGGUGGGAGGUGAGAGUCAGCAUCUCUACACUGCACAGGGCUUCAUUUACAGAUAUCCAGCCUGCAUUCUCUCAGCCGCCCCUAGAUGGGGCAGCAGUUCUGGACACUGCUGUAAUGAACGUGAGGAGAGCGGCGCGGAGGACUACGACACGCUUGAUUUAUACCAGCAGAGUCUGGGUGAAAUGCUGCUCGCGCUAGCAGCUGAAGCUCAGGGCCGGCGCAGAGAGCUGCUGCACAGUGAGAUCAAGAGUCUGAUGAGUCGAGCUGAAUACCUGAAGGAGCUGAUCAAGAUGCGGGAAACUCAGACGGAUGAGUCGCUGAAGAAAGACGCUGCUGCUGAAUCUGUCAGAUCCUCAUGUUGUUUACAGUGAGCCACGGGUUCUCACUAUGGCAACGGAAGCAGCGCGUCACAUGGCCAGAGAUUUCAGCAUCUGAUUGGAUCCUGUCAAACUGCACUGUUAAAUCUGAAACAGACCUGAAAGAAGCAGAUUCAUGCUGUAAAACACACACACACACAUGGGUUUACCGCAAACCCAGCAUGACAGAGGUGUGGCUUUCUCAGCGUUUACUCUGGGUUCACACACACUUCACACACACUUGAGUCUAUACUUGAACACUCUGUUAAAAAGGGAGAUUUCAGCAUCCACUUUCUGCCUCUGACUGUAGUGUGUGUGUGUGUGUGUGUGUUUGUAACCAGCUCUGAUGAUGAUUGUGAGAUUAUUUAUUCUCUGUCUGAUCUCAAUGAAAGCACUGGUCUGGAUUUCUGUCUCUCUGCCUGAAUAUUUUGUUGCUUUAUGAAUUUUUGUUGGCUGUAAAGUGUCGUUUCCUCUCCGCAUUCCUAUGGUAAUAUAAUUCCUCCCUCCCGCAUUCCUCUUUCCUCUCUGGAAUAAAUCAGCCUGCAGAAACCAUCAUAUAUUCACUCCGGCACGACAACAAAACACACCGCUGACACUUCACUUCUGUCUUAUUAACACUACUAAAGGCCUUUAUCAUUUAAACUGAUUAUCCACUGUCAGAUAUAACCCUAGAUAGAUGCAAACCUGAUAUGAACAAUUGUGUAUAUAACUGCAAUAUUACUGCGACUCUCCAAAACAAAGCAUGUGAAUAUGGGGGAUGUGAUUGGCUAUCGCUUGCUAAGCCUAUGACUACCAAACAUGAACAAAUACUAUAGUAAUCUAUAGUAUGAUAGCGUGUGUGUUUGUGAACCAUUCAGUAGUGAAGUGCUUGAAUUAAUCUGCUGUGGUGAUUCUACAGUUGCUAUGGUAACACAAUAACAACAGUAAUGAAUCUGUUGUGGUGAUUCUAUAGUUGCUAUGGUAACACAACAACUAAAGUAAUUGAUCUGCUAGGGUUAUUCUUUAGUUGCUAUGGUAACAACAAUUACAUAAUUGAGCUGCUGUGGUGACUCUAUAGUUGCUAUGGUAACACAACAACUAAGGUACUGAAUCUGUUGUGGUGAUUCUAGAGUUGCUAUGGUAACACAACUAAAGUAAUUGAUCUGUUGUGGUUAUUCUAUAGUUGCUAUGGUAACACAACAAGUAAAGUAAUGAAUCUGUUGUGGUGAUUCUAGAGUUGCUAUGGUAACACAACUAAAGUAAUUCAUCUGCUGUGGUUAUUCUAUAGUUGCUAUGGUAACACAACUAAGGUAAUUGAUCUGUUGUGGUUAUUCUAUAGUUGCUAUGGUAACACAACAAGUAAAGUAAUGAAUCUGUUGUGGUGAUUCUAGAGUUGCUAUGGUAACACAACUAAAGUAAUUCAUCUGCUGUGGUUAUUCUAUAGUUGCUAUGGUAACACAACUAAGGUAAUUGAUCUGUUGUGGUUAUUCUAUAGUUGCUAUGGUAACACAACAAGUAAAGUAAUGAAUCUGUUGUGGUGAUUCUAGAGUUGCUAUGGUAACACAACUAAAGUAAUUCAUCUGCUGUGGUUAUUCUAUAGUUGCUAUGGUAACACAACUAAGGUAAUUGAUCUGUUGUGGUGAUUCUAUAGUUGCUAUGGUAACACAACAGCAAUGAAUCUGUUUUCGUGAUUCUAUAGUUGCUAUGGUAACAACAACUAAGGUAAUGAAACUGUUGUGGUGAUUCUAUAGUUGCUAUGGUAACAACAACUAAGGUAAUGAAACUGUUGUGGUGAUUCUAUAGUUGCUAUGGUAACACAACAGCAAUGAAUCUGUUUUCGUGAUUCUAUAGUUGCUAUGGUAACAACAACUAAGGUAAUGAAACUGUUGUGGUGAUUCUAUAGUUGCUAUGGUAACAACAACUAAGGUAAUUGAUCUGUUUGGGUAAUUCUAUAGUUGCUAUGGUAACACAAGUACUAUAUUAUGCAAUCUGUUGUCUGAUUUUAUAGUACACUAAAUGCACUACAGAAUGUUAUGGUAAUGCACUACAGAGUUGCUAUGGUAACAACAAUUAAGGUAGUUGAUCUGUUGUGGUGAUUCUACAGUUGCUAUGGUAACACAACAACAGUAAUGAAUCUGUUUUGGUGAUUCUAUAGUUGCUAUGGUAACAACAACUAAGGUAAUUGAUCUGUUGUGGUAAUUCUAUAGUUGCUACGGUAACACAAGUACUAUAUUAUGCAAUCUGUUGUGCUGAUCUUAUAGUACACUAAAUGCACUACAGAAUGUUACGUUUUCACACAAACUGCUAUGUUUUAAAUGUACAAUUUCCACCUUAUUACUCUUGAGGACUUUAAGUAGGGCAACCUUUUUACUCACACUUUGAGUAGUGUUUACAACAGAUACUUUACUUGCACGGCAUUAUUUGACAAGCAAUAGUUCUUAGGUAUGAUUUUUCAGCACUAAACGAAGGUGUGUAAUGAAGCAGCUCUUAACCUCAGCGCUCCAGUAUACAAAGGUCAUUCAGAUGAAUGCAUGUUCUCUAGAUUUGAUAGCAUCUAAUUUCACCACUGAUCCGUUUGGAAACGCACAACGGCACUGUUGUUGUAGUCCUUUCUGUUCUCAAAUGUUCUGCCAGCUCCAUCUUGGAUCUCAGGCUCAGAAAAGUCAUGCCAACUCAACAUCAGAUCCACCGUUAAUCCUCCGUGCGCGUCAUGAAUGGGUCAUUGUACCCACAGGACACAAUGCUGGCUCUGCAGUGCAUGUGAGGUGGGGGUUGAAAUCUGGGUCAGUCCUGAAAGCAGAUAAAUGAGGAACGAGGCCCAGCAGUGUCACUAUAUCCUCCCCCUCCAGCAGCCUUUGUUUAUUUUGAUUUUGUUCCCGGACGGUUCACCAGGGACGAAAGAGAGGCUUGUUUUGUUUUAGGUUUUUUUUUGUAAAGAAACUCAGAAACCAAUGAGCAGAGCUGGGUGGUUUUUACUUAUGAAUUGUAAUCAGUUACAGUUUUACUUUACAUAUUUAUGGUAAUGUAAUCUGACUACUUUUGGAUUACAUUUAGAUUACUUUGCUAAUUGUUAUUUGAUGCAACAUAUAAUAAUUUAGAAAGAAAAUAAGAAGACUAAAUAUAUUUAAUUCAUUUCAUACAUUCAUG